CCGCCACCGCGCGUCUCAUCGCGUCGCGUCGCGUCGCGUCGAUCGACCGCGCGCCCGCGAGCGCGUCGUCGCCGAUCCGAUCGAUCGAACGUCCACGGAAGGACGAAGGCUGCAGAAGGCACGCAAAUAAAUAAUCUUCUGACGUCACCGCAACGGCCGCGACCGCCACCGAACGCGAACGGAACGGAACGACCGACGGACGAUCUCGCGACGAUGCCGACGCUCGAGCCGUUCGCGGACCUCGCCGCGCGCUUCCGCGCGCACCACAACAACUCCCUGAACGUCGCGCUGCACAUGAUCACGACCCCCGCGGGCGUCCUCGCCGCUCUGAUCCUGGCGCUGCAGCGACCGGAGAUCUCGCUCGAGGUCGUCCGCGGCGUCGUCGGCGCGUACGUCCUCUCGCUCGCGUUCAUUCUUCUUCGCGGCGGCCAUCUCGCGGCGUUCUUCUGCACCGCGGCGACGAUGGCCGCGCUGACGCACGCGGCGACGGCGCUCGCGCCGACGCUCUCCGUCGUCGACGCCGUGAAGCUCUUCGCGGUGGCGUACGUCGGGCAGGAGCUCGCUCACGUGAUCACGGGAGAGACGACGUUUCAGUCCACGUACAUGUCUAAGCGGUCGUGGCCCGCGCUGCUGCUGGAGCACACGUACUACCUCCUCCCACUGUGCUUCGACGCGCUGUUCACGCUGAAGGAGUCGUUCGCGACGUGGAUCGUCGCGCACGACUACGUCGUGCGAUGCAAGCUCACGAGCGCCAAGGACAAAGCGGCGUUGCGCGCGGUGAAAGAUUUCGUCACCGCCGAAAACCCGGACCGAUCGUGCACCGCGCACUGGUGGUACCAGAAGCUCGAGGGUUCGGUCAAGGACGCGUUCACGCACUGCAUGGGGUGCGACCCGAUGAAGAAGAUGUUCACCGAUCGGUUCCGACCGGACGCGUACAACGUCGAUCCGAUCCCGGCGAUGAACGAGAUCUACGUCGCGUCCAGCCACCACGAGAACAACAGCGACACCGUGUUCUACACUCAGCACUGCGACGGCCCGUGGAGCGUCUACCCGUUCUGUCACGUCUACCGCGUCAUGCUCGCGGUGAACGAGAACGUUCAGGUGGAGACCAUCUUCACGAUGCAGAAGAGCGGCGGCUGCCUCAGCGACGGCGACGCCGCGGGGUUCGACUACAAUCGCGAGAUUCACGUCAUCUCCGACUUGCCGACGAAAAACACGGAUCGUCGGAUCACGCUCAAGCUGCACUACGUCGUCUACCCGAAGUGCUUCGGGUGGAUCGGGAAGUUCAAGGGCACGCUCGCGACGUGGUACAACACGACCGCGCGGAACUUGUUCCUCGCGACGAUCAAGCCCCGGGGCUUCUUCUGGAAGUUCGCCGCGUGGUGCGUAAUUUUCACCACGAAGCGCGUCCGAGAGCUCGAAAUGUACGCCGGUCUCAACAACAUCGCGCUCGCCGCCGCGCUGUACCUCGCCGGCUUAAAGAUCCACCCGCGGUUCUUCAUGGCGACGACGUCGUUCACGCACUACUGCAUGUACAUCGCGACGUACCACCAUCGCGACCGGAUUAACUUCGGCGUGUUUAAACGCAACGUGGUGUUUUUUAAGACGAUCGCGUUGACGCAUCUGUGCUGGAACUACCUCGCGAACUUCGUUUACGACCCGGUGUCGAUCGGGAUGUUGAUCGGAGGAUACGGCCUCUCGAUCGCGGCGACGUCCGCGCUCGGGCUCGAUCAGACGUACUUUGGCGUCGAGCUCGGCGCGGUGGAGCCCAACUUCGUGUCGGGGUUCCCGUACAACGUCGUCCCGCACCCGAUGAUCGUCGGCGCGAUGGUCGGCCUCGGCGGGUUCCACAAGAUGGCGACGUUCCGCGCUUCGACGCCGUACCUCGUCCCGGCGCACUGCCUCAUGUACUUGAUUCACAUGGUACAGGAGCAGGUGUACGACAUCUACAAGAACGACUGGCGCGUGAGCGGUAAGGCUAUUAAUAAGGCGGUUAAGGGCGGCAAGGGGAAGGCGGCGGCGGCGGAUCUCUCGCCGUCGUCGCCGACGCGCGCGUCGACGCGGACGCGGAGGAAAUCCGUCAAGCUGGCGUGAGAGGAAGGAGAAUGAAGGGAGGAAGGGAGGGAGGAAGGGAGGAGAGAGCGUCGCGUCCGCGGCGGCGGUGCGGUCGCGGGCGCGGGCGCUAUCGAUUGAUUUACAA
Molecule: messenger RNA, 2200 nt
Organism: Micromonas pusilla CCMP1545
Lineage: Eukaryota; Viridiplantae; Chlorophyta; Mamiellophyceae; Mamiellales; Mamiellaceae
Product: phospholipidmethyltransferase
Exons: 7
Coding region: 214-2094 (626 amino acids)
Biological process (GO): phosphatidylcholine biosynthetic process
Molecular function (GO): S-adenosylmethionine-dependent methyltransferase activity
Source: RefSeq, a predicted model, not a curated record